This is a messenger RNA of Metschnikowia bicuspidata var. bicuspidata NRRL YB-4993, 4623 nucleotides long. RefSeq names its product anaphase promoting complex subunit 1 (gene APC1). The coding region runs from base 1 to 4623 and encodes 1540 amino acids. Gene Ontology annotation, cellular component: anaphase-promoting complex. Gene Ontology annotation, molecular function: molecular adaptor activity. Lineage: Eukaryota; Fungi; Ascomycota; Pichiomycetes; Serinales; Metschnikowiaceae. The record is from RefSeq and is a predicted model, not a curated record. The transcript has a single exon. Gene Ontology annotation, biological process: metaphase/anaphase transition of mitotic cell cycle; anaphase-promoting complex-dependent catabolic process; protein K11-linked ubiquitination.
AUGCCACUCAGCCUGCCUGCCCUCGACAUUUCGAGCGAGAUGUCACUUCCAAGUCUGGCGAAACAUCGAACGUUCUUGUUCUCACAUGGCCGUAAGCUUGUUGUGUUUCCCCGCGAAGUGAUCGUGGCCACCGGUGCCAUAAUUAGCCGCAAAUUGAUUUACGACGAGGACAUUGUUGGAGCCACAUACACAACUUUCCAGCACGACGUGUCUGAGGGAAUUGAUGCCCUAGUCGUGUGCCUCAAGAGCUCUGCCCAUAUUUAUUUGCAGGGUGGUAACUCGCACAUUGUGUGUUUCCCCUUCUCAUUGAAAGCGGUCUUCCCCUUUGAGUCUGGUUUAUUGUUGGAAAGGGAAAACGACCAGCUUUCAAGCCAUGGCCACUUCUUGCCGUAUCGCUUUUUCACCUUAGUCGAUCCAAUUGGAGACCUACGUGUGGUGACCACGUCUUCAACUUCCGUUGUGACCGCUGGCGAGUCUCUUGUGUACUUCCCGCUGAAUGGUCUUGGGAAAUCUUUUUUUCUAUGCGUAACUUUCAACGCCCGUCAAAGGUCAGUCAAUGUCUACCAUGUGAAAGAGGCGGUCCGUAACAAAGUGGUGGGUUCCAACGCGCUGAGGCGUAAACGAAACAUGUCCAUGGCUACACCAAAUCCCUCUAGGAUUCUUGAGGAUGAGCUAUACGAGUCCAUCCAGCCACCGUUUGCAUCUAGCCUACAGCUGUCCAUCAACAUGGAUAAGAAGAGAACAAGUACUCUCCUUUCGGGUGCGUCUUCUAUUGCAAGAAUGGGCUCGGAAUCAGGCCUUUCUGAACAAAGUAAACCCAUCGCAAACCAUGGCUCCAUGGAGCUAGGCACACUUCGAAAAGACAUGAUUUGGACUAAAGUUGACACAUUCGCUGCGAAGGCUAGGACCCUGCACUUGACUGUUUCCGGCCUAAUUUACGAAGACAAGGAGGCAAUUGUGAUCAGCAACAGAGCAACCAAGCAGGCCACUAUCUACAUAUACAAACUCACGUCUGGGAGUAUGCCUCAUUAUCACUCCUCCAUGUCGAUCGAUUGCCAUCAUGCCUUAUCCUUGAAUCACCCUUCAUUUCCCGGCUGGCUCCUACUGCUCGAAAACAGUAAUUCAUUACAGCUAAUUCAUCCAAUCCUAGAGAUUACUUCUCCCUCGAUCAAUUUUCCUGAGACGUAUGCAGCAAUAUUAAGCAUUGCAAGUACAGCUGAUCACUUAGUCGCCCUCAGAUCGGCGACUGAAACGAGAGAUUCAAUAUAUAUAAAUAUUGUUCUUGAACCACGCAACAAGCUAGUACUGACAUGUUUGAAAAUAUGGAAAUAUUUAUCAGGGUCUAAACUAAACGAAAGUGUGUGGGUGCUUUGGAGAUCAGCGAUUCUGUUGGAAAAUACGCGUGACGACUGGAAAGCUUAUGUCAUUACAAUCCUCUCUCUCAUAUACCCGUUUGAUACUCAAGAAGACCCCGAAAUCCCCAGAAAUGAGAUAACUGAAUUAAUUCCAGCAGCUCGGAUGCUACAUGAGGCUUUCACCAUUGACUAUCUGCUUCAUGAUCUUUUUCCAUACAUAGUAGUCUCAUUGCACUUGGUUUAUGAAGAGACCAGACUUAAUGCUCUCAAAGGGCACCAACUUACAAAACUUGGCAUCUUGCUCACGCAAUUGACCACAUGGAUGGGAUGGCUGGAACAUUGGACUUCUUACUACAUGAUUGAUCAAACCAAUAUUGACAAGUUCGUGAAACUUCUACUGAUCUCAUUAGUUUACAAUCCCCCCAACAUAUUUGAGCAUUUGAUAUCUCUCUUUGAACAUAGAAGGUCUCGGUUUCUUCAAAUUUCUCAAUUGGUUGAAGAGGGCGAUGAAGUAAACAAAGAGAUAACACCAAGAACUAAUUCAAUCUGUGAGAUUUUCUCACUUCUUGCUUCUAAGAGACUGACUCCAAAUGUUAUCGUGAAGGCUUGUUUCGAGUAUGGGUUGUCACCUAGCAAAUUGGAAUCACUCCCCACUGGAGUUCGUAUUCCACUAAAAAACUGCCUUCUGUGUUGCCAAAAGGAUCCUGAAUUUGAAUGGAACAGUUCCAUUUUUGAUUUAGUGGGUAGGCGAGAUUUACCCUUGCUUUCAAAACCUGAUCGCUCAAUUCCAGAGAGUAAUGUUCAUUUGCAUUCGCUAGGUAAUUCUAACAGCCGUGACGCAAACUCCAUAGCCGAUUCACUUUCAAACAAACAUGAUUACUCUAUGGCUUGGGAUGAGCAGUCAGAGGCAGAUCGGCUCAAAAUUACGAAGCUCAUGUUCGACAAAGAUAGAAGAUUCUUUGAAAUCACCACUCUUUUACAUCAAACGAGAAUUCAAACUACCAAUCUCAACAUCAAAGAUGGUAUGAGUGAAUACGACUCCACCUUAUUGAAGCGCGAAACUGCCUCACUAGUUGCUUUGAGAACAUUAACGAUUCCCUUGGGUAGAGCUGCUUUGUUUUAUGCUGGAAGAGUCCCUUUACUUACUGAGAAGUUUCCAAUAUCCAAAUUUAAUCUCAAUACACUCAUUGCUCCAUCAAUGACGACCAUAGUACUUGAAGAAGGCUCACUACACAAAAAAGUUACAGAUUGGGGUCAUUUCCAUAAUGGUGUAUCUUCGGGCCUUAGUAUAAGUCCUUCUGCUUCAUGCAUCUCUGGUAGUUGGGUCAUCUACAACAAACCAGCUGAAAAUAAUGCUCAACAUGCCGGCUUUUUACUCGGAUUGGGUCUCAAUGGUCAUCUAAAACUGUUGGAGGAAUGGCACAUCUAUAACUACUUAGGCCCCAAGCAUCCACUUACAAGCGUUGGUCUCCUUAUAGGGAUGGCUGCUAGCAUGAAGGGAACAAUGGAAAAUAAGCUCACAAAAGUCUUAUCAGUUCAUGCUGUUGCUUUGCUACCUCAAGGAGCAAACGACUUGAAUGUGCCCACAAUCGUACAGUCUGCGGGUCUAGUCGGUAUAGGCUUGCUUUACUUGGAGACUCAGCAUCGCCGUAUGAGUGAAAUACUUUUGUCCCAACUCGGUGAGUUCCAGCCACAUGCGGACAAUCAUGACGAGGAAGAGAGCUAUAAAUUAGCCGCUGGUAUCGCCUUGGGGUUUAUUAAUUUGGGUAAAGGUGAUGAUUUGAAAGGUUUAAAUGACACGCACGUUGUCAAUAAACUCUUGUCGUACGCCAUAUCCAUGAAAGAUGCCCAUUCAGAAGAUGAAUCCGACAAAUCAAGUUCGGGUGCUAUCAUAGCUCUUGGAUUCAUCUACUUGAGGACAAGAAAUGCCACCAUAGCCACAAAGUUGCAAAUUCCCACAUCUGAACAACUUUUGGACUACGUGCGCCCAGAUCUCUUGCUAUUAAGGUGCCUAUGUAGGAACUUGAUCUUAUGGGAUAAUAUUCAACCCACGAGAAUGUGGGUGGAGAGCCAAAUUCCAGAUGUGCUUCUCAAGCGGCACGACAUCAACGCUCUUCAUGAUUUGGACAGCGAUCAAAUCAAUAUGUUUAAUAUCUUGGGGGGCGCAUGUCUUUCUGUGGCUAUUAAGUACGCAUCGCUGCAUGAUGUUCGGGCUAGAGAUGUUAUUUUGCAUUAUUUGGAUAUCACUAUGGUCAUUUCUGUGGCAUCAACUGACACAUACGACCAGAAGCUUUCUUUGAGCAGUGUUUGCCAACUUCAAGACUUAUUAUGUCUCUGUUUGUCUGUUGUCAUGGCCGGCAGUGGAGACAUUGAAGUGUUUCGUCGCUUGCGGGUGCUUCAUGGCCGGAUUCAUAAAAACUUUGAUUUUGGCGCACACAUGGCAACAAGCAUGGCUCUAGGAAUUCUUUUUCUUGGGGGUAGCCAGUAUGGAUUUGGCGACACUAAUUUUGCAAUUGCGGCCUUGAUUGUUUCAUUAUACCCUGUGUUCCCGAAUGAGGAUAGUGAAAUAGAAGUUCAUUUGCAAGUAUUGCGGCAUUUUUGGGCGUUGUCUAUUCAGCCCCGGUGUUUGGUUGUUCGAGACGUAAAGGAUGGUUCACCUAUUAAACUACCAGUACGCAUCGGAUAUAAAGACGGUUCUAUCAAAGAAGCGGAAUCGCCAGUUCUCCUUGGGGACAUGUCCCGAAUCUUGUCAAUUCAAGUGGAUUCCGAGUCAUAUUUUAAAGUUUCGAUUGACUUCCUGGUGAAUUCUGGUUAUCUUGAGCAAUUCAAGAACUCCCUUACCAUUUUCGUGCUCAGGAAGCUGAACUACGAACUUCUAAAAGCGUCUGUGGGCUCUUUGCUUGAUAGCAAAAGUUCACAGCUCCAUAUUACUGAAGGAGGGGCAAAAACAACUCUUCGGAAGCUCCUCAAUCUGAAAUUGCGAACAGGCUCUUCGUCGUUUGAAAAAGGCGUGUAUAUUCGGGAAUCAGGCCUUGCAAUUCAAAACCGUGCUUCUGAGGAGGUUAAUUCUGGUCUUUCCAUCUUCAACAUUUUCGAUGAUAAAUUAGAAUUGACCCACAAUGCGACUGCCCCAAAGCGAUUGGAAGAUGUCUUGAAUUUGAAACUACUUAUAGCCUACGCAGACUGCAAACUCCUGGACGAGCAUUUCUAUCUCGAUGUGCAGUUCAUCGAGACUAUAAAAAGAAGCAUUUGGGAAAUAACUCAUUGA